GCGUCACCCCUGUCAAGAAGUGCGCUAGUCCAAGCGGUCACGUGAUAUACAAUGGCGCCUCCCAGGUGAAAAAUUCGGGUUCGACAUACCUUUUCAAGACACAGGAAGCCGGUGAGACACAGACUUGCUGUGCGCGUGCGUUGACCCAUUCCGGUGCGACGGUGUGCCAUGUCCGGGCGAGUCAAGCGAAAGGUCACCGUGGACAGUUCCAAGAUCGUGGCCGAGUCAGGAGCGUCCUCGUCAAGUUCGCAGUCCCAGUCGCAAUCCCAGCAGCCCGAGCAGCCCAGCGGGCGAAGGCCCAGCGUGUUUGAGCGGUUAGGCCCAGGUGCAGCCAGAAGAGAGAGGUCAGGAGAGCGUAGUAGCGACCCUUGCAAGUACUGGGUGCAGGACGGGCAAUGUCCGUUUGGUAACACGUGUCGUUUCGUGCAUCCCACCUCCCAGAGCCCCAGUGGGAGAACCCGCAGCUACAGAGGAUCUUAUCGAGACAGAGGUGAGGAGGUGGAGGACCUCAGGACCAAGAUGAGGAACAAACGAGGAUCAGGAGGAGCGUCCGAGAGCGGCAGCUCAAGGGAGACACGCAGCAGUCGUAAGGACGGCUCCCAGUCACCCAAGCAGAAAGCAGAGUCGUCCAGCGAGCGUAGCCGCUCGAAGUCAAAAAAGGGUGGCGAGAGAGACCUGGAGGGCCGCCUGAAGGCGAAGAACAUCAGCCCGGUGGUGAUCGCGGGACCGCGCAGCCCUGAGAGCGACACGGACCAGUCGGGGGGUGAGGAGAGGGGGGUAGAUUGGGACAGACCACUGGAGGAUGAUGUCUGGGACGACCUGGAUUACGAACAUGAGUUGACGUUGGAGAUGCGGCGGCAGCGGCUGCAGCGAGAGUUGGAACUGAUGGAACAACGAGAGCGCGAGCAACGCGAAGAGAUCAUCAUACAGAAGAAGGUAGGAAAGGUCUCUCCUGUGCGAGAGAGCUCAUCUUCCUCAUCUGCCGAAGAAGUGCCAAAGAAGAAAAGCAAGAAGGGGCCCAAGACUCCUCCUAUAGCAGAGGAAAAGCGGAAAGGUCCAAAAACUCCGCCCGAGAAGAGCCCGGCUCGGAAGAAGAGGGGCCCUCGGACCCCGACCCCCCCACCACCUCCCCCACCCCCCGCAAUGCCGAUGGAACGGGCAACGUCUCGUGAAAAGGGGCGGGAGAAAAAGGAAGGCAAGAAGAAGAAAAAGGAAAAGGCCAGCAAGAGUGUGACGGAGGAGAAACCAGUCGAGCGCGAAAGCAAGAAAGAGCAUUCCCCUCCGCCACGGAGUCCAGAGGCAAAGGCCUCUCCUGCCCCAAGAACUUCCCGUAGAUCUUACUCUCCUCCCCCUCAGAAGCGAAGAACUCUAUCUCCUCCCUCCAAGAGGAAGAGUCCAUCACCAAAACCGAGAAGCCCAUCCCCGGUGAAAACUCGACACCAAUCCCCACCUUCCAGACGCCGGUCUCUCUCCCCUGCGAAGAAGCGCCGCAGCCCCUCGCCAAAACAGCGGCGUAGAACCCCCUCUCCCCCGCCAAGGCGUAACCGAUCUCCUUCGCCACCUGCACGCCGUAGGUCAACCUCGCCGCCCAAGAGGGGACGGUCCCCACCCCCCAGAAAGAGGUCCCCCUCCCCCCCACCAAGACGACGUGCAACGCCCUCUCCUCCCCAGAGGCGCAGAUCCCCCUCCCCUCCUCGGAGACACUCCCCCUCCCCCCAAAGACGUCGAUCUCCGUCCCCGCCACCCAGAAGACGGCAACAAUCCCCACCCCCCAAGAGACGCUCCCCCUCCCCACCCCAGAAGAGGCGAUCAGUAUCACCGCCACAGAGACGACGUUCACCACCCCAACCAUCCCGUCGCCGAUCCCCUUCACCCCCAGUACAGCGCAGGAAGUCACUGUCUCCUCCACAAUGGAAGGGUCGUGGAUCUCCCCCUCCGAGAGGACGAGCCUCCCCCCCUCCCAGGCUUAGAGAAUCACCCCCACCCAGGCAGAGGUCUCGGUCGCCAGAUAGGCAGACUGGAUCACAGAGAUAUGACGGUAAAUAUCGGAGAGGACAAGACACCAGUGUUUAUGCAGAUGACAGAAUCCGAGACAGGGGCUUUGAGAGAGAUGCAGGCAGAAGGCCCGGAGGCUACAAGGACAGCCUGCCCGACCGGGAUCGUGAGGAUGACAGGGACCGCCCCUCCCUGAGCAGGUACAGCGAGGGCGACUUUGGUGGCAGGUAUGACAGGCGCGGGGCUCGGCCUGACUUUGAGCAUGGCAGGGCUGGCGCGCACGGCUUUGGCGAGAGGGAUGCACGCGGCGGGGAUCGAGAGGCUUAUGGGGAAGCUCGCAAGGAUUGGGAGGCGAGGGAUCGGGGAAGCUCUGCACGGCAUGAGGACAAUAAGGACAGAAGGAAGGCUAAAGACGAAAGUCGAUCAUCGUCGCCACGUUCUGUCUCCCGCAAGAGGAAGCGCUCCUCCUCCAGCAGUGAUGAAGAUAGCCGUGACAGUGGCAAAGGUCCCGAGCCCAAGCUGGCCAGCAAAGUGGCCAUGGUGUCAAAGACUAGCACUCCUCCGCGUGAGAGCAGGCGCUCUCGCUACGAAGAGACAAAACGAUCUCCCGUCAAGGAAAGAUCCCGGGACAGAAGUGGCUCAAGGGUGGAGAGGGAGGCCCACAAAGCGGUGCGAGAAGUUGAUCGUGGAAGCACCCAGUCGCGAAAGUCCUCCGAACCUUCACGGUCGGGGUCGUCGGAACGUGCCGGAAGUGUGGACUCGGGAAAGAAAAAAGGGAAGCCACCCAAGAAGAAGAAAAAGCUGGAACAGCUCGGAGGGAGAGUUGCGGAAGACACAUUCAGGAGGGGUAGAGAAGAGCACUCGGGCAGGACUAAGGACGAGCGUGCCGGUAGAACUAAAGACGAGCAUGCUGGGAGAAUGAGAGAGGAGAAUUCUGGGAGACUUAGGGAAGAGUAUUCUGGGAAGGGUAGAGAUGAUCAACCUGCAAGAGGUAGAGAAGAAAUUUCUGGGCGAGGAAAGGAAGAAUAUUCUGGAAGGACAAGAGAGGAAUAUCUUGGAAGGACUAGAGAUGAAUCCUCGGGUAGGACAAGGGAGGAAACCCUUUCUAGGACACGAGAGGAGUACCCUGCAAGAUCCAGAGAUGAGGUCACUGCGAGACAACCAAGGGAAGAGGAGCCAGACGAACGGAAGGAAAGAGGGAGAGCUGGAAAGAGAUCUCGCUCAGAUAGUGAGGACUCGAGGAAACCAGAGACCCCCAAGGCGAAAAAGAAAAAGGUGGGGAAAAAGAGGAGAAAGGUAUCCAAAGGGGAGUCGGACAUGUCUGAUCAAGACACCCCAAAGGUCUCAUCCCGGGAAAAGUCGGACAGUUGGUCUGAUGAAGGAAAGCACAGCAAAGGCAGUGUUGGAAGAGGACACGCAGAGGAGAAGCCUGCACUCCCGAUGGAUGAUGUUUUCUCAGACUGGAGCGAUGACGAUGAUGAUGACAUGUUCAGAGAGCCAGGCCCUGGGCUGAGGAGCCCACCAGACUCGAGGAAAGACCCGUACAGGCCUGUGGAGCCACCGGUGGAACCACCCUACGAUGACUACCGGAGACGCCCAGACCCCGAUAGGGGACGAGCCCAGGAACGGGACAGAGACCUCGACAGGGACAGAGAUGCGAGACUCUUUGACUUGCCGCGCGACGACCGCUACCCUCCUCACGAGAGACCGGAUCGAUUUGUCCCCGAUUGGGAUCGCAGGAGGGACGACCGCUUUGCAAGCAGAGACGCCCCCGAGGCGUUCCUGGCCCACGGCAGGGGUUGGGAUCCUCGGUUUCCCCGGGACGAUCGGUUUGUGGACCAUCGCGAGAGGGACGACAGAUUUGCGGAUCGCUAUGCCCCAGGCAGGGAUGACAGAUGGCUUCCACCGGAUAUUGACAGGGAUCGGGACAGAUUCGCCGAUCGUGAUGCCCGGUUUCCGCCGUACUGGGACAGAGAAAGGGACGCACGCUUCUCCCCGUGGGAGAGGGCACGAGACGAACGUAGAGACAUGUUGGAGCCGGAUAGAGGACCCUGGGGCAGAAGGGAUCGCAGUGAUCCCGCUCUGGACAGAGACAUGCGUGAUGUGAGGAACCUGCGGGCUGAAAGAGACUUGCGCGAUGCACGCUCGGACCGCGACAUCCGAGCCGAACGUGACCUUCGUCCUGAAAGGGACAUGCGCGGAGAUGUUCGAUCGGACAUAGACAUCAGAUCUGACAGAGACUUCCCCUCAGAAGCUCUAGAUCGGGAGGCGAGGGGUCGGCAGGAGUCGCGAGAGCGACCCCGUCAGCGGUCGUACGAGAGACUGAGACGCUCGCGUAGCGGUAGCCACGACAGCCGCUCCAGCAAACUGUCUGAAAAGCGUACACGUAGGGGCCGCAGCCCAGAGCGCAAGCAGCGCCCACGCUCCUUGGACAGGGAGAGAAAGAAGCAGCAAAGCAGCGACGACAAGAGCACCGCAUCCCAGGACACUCGCACAGAGGAGGAAGCCCGCACCAAAACCCCCGAACCAAAGCCAACCGACAAAGAGGAGGAAAAGGGAGCGCCCGAAACCAAAUCAGAGGAGCCCGUAGAACAAGUGCAGCAGAAGUACGAAGAAGUGUCGUCCGUUGACUCUUCCGUUCUCACCGAAGAGAAACCCUCCAGUGAGACCAAUGGAGCUGCUGCAGAAUUGCUGGAGGAGAAACUGCCCUCUGCCGAACCAGAGGUCACCACAACCCAGACCGAGGAGGACGUCUACGAAGCGAUCAGUGACGACGAACUGGACGCCAUGAUGGACGAGGAGGCCAUGAAGGAGGCUGACCAGACUGACAACAAGGAGGAGGAAAAACGAGAAGCAGCGGAUGUGAUAGAGGUGGACUGGGCCAGCCUCAUGCAGGUCAACAAACCAAAGGAGCCCAAGGAGCCGGGAGCCAUUCUGAAGAAGUUCAAGCCAGGCCACGUGCUGGCUCGGAUCGGAAUCUCCCCUACUCUGGCUGGGGAGAAACUCAUGGCUCGAGUCAAGGAGGCUUGUAGGGCAGCAGCAGAAGAGGAGGUCAAGGAAAAAGGAGAGGCUGCAAGGCCACCUAGCCCCAUCUUUGACCACCCGAUCGGAGCGUUCAACUUUGCUGCCAUGAGGAGGCGCCGACAGCGUAAGAACCUGCUUAGUGAUGUGGGGCCUUGCCGCCGUGCGCUCUGUGCCAGAAGGGACCUGGAGAUUAGAAAGCAGCUCAAGAAGGGAGACAAGGUUGCCCCACCAGUUCCCUACUCCACUGGUGUGGUAGACAACGAGCUGUACAAACUGAGCGUGCAGCUUUUCCGCCGUGGCACCAGGAACAGCACAACUUCUGACAGUGCUGAGGAGAAACCCGUGCAGUCCCCGGUCGUUUCCUGCCCCUCGUAAAUUCAGCAUCGCAAAUGAACGUGCUUUCAUGGCCAAUGAAAAUGGAAAGUUGCAAACUGGUCAAUUUGGAGGGCAGCAAGUUCUUGACUUUUUUUUUAAAUUCAGUAUCACAAGUGAAGUUGUUUUCUUGGACAAUGAAAAUGGAAAGUUUGCAAACUGGUCAACUUGGAGGCCAGCAAUUUCAUGACUUUUUUUGAAAUUCAUCAUCACAAAUGAACGUGUUUUUUUGGCCAAUGAAAAUGGAAAGUUGCAAACUGGUCAACUUGGAGGCCAGCAAGUUCUUUAC
Branchiostoma floridae (Florida lancelet) is the source of this 5680-nucleotide messenger RNA. RefSeq names its product zinc finger CCCH domain-containing protein 13-like. NCBI's taxonomy places the organism in Eukaryota, Metazoa, Chordata, Leptocardii, Amphioxiformes, Branchiostomatidae. The transcript is spliced from 15 exons. The coding region runs from base 169 to 5394 and encodes 1741 amino acids. Gene Ontology annotation, molecular function: metal ion binding. Gene Ontology annotation, cellular component: RNA N6-methyladenosine methyltransferase complex. The record is from RefSeq and is a predicted model, not a curated record.